Gigantopelta aegis is the source of this 14578-nucleotide messenger RNA. RefSeq names its product laminin subunit alpha-2-like. Gene Ontology annotation, biological process: cell adhesion; axon guidance; regulation of cell adhesion. Gene Ontology annotation, cellular component: basement membrane. The transcript has 62 exons. Gene Ontology annotation, molecular function: extracellular matrix structural constituent; signaling receptor binding. Lineage: Eukaryota; Metazoa; Mollusca; Gastropoda; Neomphalida; Peltospiridae. Bases 117 to 9635 code for a protein of 3172 amino acids. The record is from RefSeq and is a predicted model, not a curated record.
CAUGCUUAGCCGGGAAAUUUCAAUGCUCGCGUCCCAGUAUGUUUAUGGUGGUUGUCCGUCAGAUAAGGCCUGGACACUCGAUGGCCGAGUGAUCGGUGUUAAGGAUACUACGAGAGAUGGGAGGUGGAGUAUUCGUUGGACUUAUGUUGGUGCUGUAUUUUACACAUGCACAGGACGGUCAAGAUGCAGAUGGUUUGUUUCCAGUGGUCUUCAAUCUCGCCUCCCGUGCUCGGAUCAGCGUGAACGCUACGUGUGGGGAUGAUGGGCCAGAGGAGUUCUGUAAACUCGUGGAACAUGUGAAGAUAUUCUCAUCACAAAAUGGCCAUUGUGAUAUCUGUGAUUCAAGAAGUCACAACCGAUACCGAAACCACCCAAUACAAAAUGCCAUCGAUGGCAGCAACAAGAGGUGGCAGAGCCCCACCCUUACUAGGGGGAGGGAGUAUAACUAUGUGACAAUUACCUUAGAUCUGGGGCAGGUAUAUCAAGUAGCAUAUGUGAUAAUAAAAGCUGCCAAUGCACCACGUCCAGGUAACUGGAUUUUAGAACGAUCCAUAGAUGGCAGCACUUAUACACCGUGGCAGUAUUUUGCGAUGUCCAAGGCAGAUUGCCGACAUGUUUACGGCAUCGAACCCACAAUUGGGAUCCCCACUUCUCUCAGGGAUGAUGAAGUUAUUUGUACAACACGGUAUUCUAGACUUAACCCAUUGGAAAAUGGUGAGAUUUUUGUUUCUCUAGUCAAUGGGAGACCAGGUGUGAGUCAGCCCAGUCCGGUGCUACUGGAAUUUACCUCUGCUAAAUAUAUCCGUCUGAGAUUACAGAAAAUACGCACACUCAAUGCAGAUCUGAUGACUCUGCAGAGGACCAACUACAAGGACAUAGACCCAUCAGUCACCAGAAGGUACUUCUAUUCACUGAAGGACAUUUCUGUUGGGGGACUGUGUAUCUGCUAUGGACAUGCCAUGUGGUGCCAGCGACACAGCAGCUUGCCAGAUAGGAUGCAGUGCCAGUGUCAGCACAACACAUGUGGAGAUAACUGUGAACUGUGCUGCCCCGGCUACCACCAGCAGGUCUGGCAGAGAGGACGCAAUGGCAAAACCAUUGAGUGUGAAAAAUGUAACUGCCACAACAAAGCUGAUGACUGUGUGUACAAUGCCACGAUUGCUGCCCUUGGUCUGAGUCUCAACAUCCAGGGCCAGUACAGUGGAGGCGGUGUCUGUCUCAACUGCAGGGAGUUCACCACGGGAAUAAACUGUGAGAAGUGUGUGGAGGGGUACUACCGCCCCCGGGGAAUGACGCCCUCCUCCUCGUACCCCUGCCGACCGUGUAACUGCCAGGAAACCAGAACGUCUACCUCACAAUGUGUGCUCGAUGACAGCUUCAUCCACAAGGGUUUGAAUCCAGGAGACUGUGUGUGUAAGCCAGGGUUUGGUGGUCCUCAGUGCUCACAGUGUGCUUUUGGUUACUAUGGCUACCCAAACUGCCGUCUCUGUCUUUGCAAUCCGGCUGGAAGUGUUAACCCGGAGGAUUGUGGCAGAUCCUGUAUUUGUAAGAACCAUGUUGAAGGGCGGAAGUGUGAUCAUUGUAAACCAGGCUACUACCACCUGGACCGGAACAACCCGGACGGCUGUACACAGUGUUUCUGUUUUGGAGUCUCCUCUGUCUGUGACAGCGCCGACUGGGCUCUUGUACACGUGACAGAUUUGACAGGUUGGACAAUUUCUACACUGGAGAAUGGUGGAAUCACCUUGUUGCCACAGAAACGUGAUGGCUGGUUAAUGGCUAAAAUAUUUUUGCUGAACAAUAACAGUCCUCGUUUAGAAUCCUCGGGUUGGUCUCAGCAAGCCGAUAUACACUACUGGGUGGCAUCCAUGAUGUUUCUUGGUAACAGGCUUUCAUCGUAUGGAGGAACAUUGUCCUAUGUGAUGAAGUAUACCAUUGAUGACGAUAUUGACAUUCGGUACCACCUCAGUGAACCCGAUGUUAUAAUAGAGGGAAAUGGUAUAAAGAUUUCCAAUGGGCGCCAGUUCCUGCGUGAGACAAUGGAGAACAAGGUCAGUGUGAGGCUGCACGAGUCUGCGUGGAAGAAGCUGGGCAGAGACAACCAGCAGGAGGAGCCCAUCUCGAAGAAACAGUUCAUGAUGGUCCUACAGAACAUCAACCGACUCCUCAUCCGGGCCAGCUACCACACCGCUCAGGACAGUGUCUUCCUCAAAGACGUCUCGUUGGAGAUGGCGAGUCCACUGAGUCUGAGUAACAUCACUAUGUUGACAGUGGAGCAGUGUCAGUGUCCAGACGGGUUUGCUGGGCUGUCGUGUGAGAGUUGUGCUCCUGGGUACCGCCGUUUGAAUGAUGUUUUGUACAAGGGCGUCUGUCAAUCCUGUAACUGUCACCGACAUGCCGAGACAUGUGAUUCACUCACAGGGAAGUGUCUGAACUGUCUGCACAACACAAUGGGUGACAGAUGUGACCGAUGUAUUCCUGGUUUCUAUGGCGACCCCCGACGAGGACUGUCGACCGACUGUAAACCCUGUGCCUGUCCGCACCCUAACAGUCAGGCCAACUUGAUAGGGGGCUGUGUACACAAAGCCACACCUGCAGACUCGGAGGAUUAUGAAUGUCUGAAGUGUCCUGUAGGCCAGACAGGACGGCACUGCGAAAUCUGUAUGCCUGGGUAUUACGGUAAACCUGACAAGCUGGGAGGCCGUUGUCAGCCAUGUCAGUGUAGUGGAAACAUCAACCUGCAGGUGCCAGGAGCGUGUGACCCAGUCACGGGCAAGUGUCUGAGGUGUUCAGAAAACACAGAAGGAGAGUUCUGUGAGAAGUGCAGUUCGGGGUACUUCGGAUCAGCUUUGCAGGGAAACUGUAGAGCGUGUGAAUGCUAUGGCGGUGGAUCCUACUCCAAGGACUGUGACCCUCAGACUGGUCAGUGUUCCUGUAAACCCCUGUAUGCUGGACGCCAAUGUAACAAGUGUCAGCCCGGGUAUGGAAACAUUCAAGAUGGCUGCCCACGUUGUCAUUGUGAUAGGACUGGUUCCCGUGACCUCAAUUGUGAUCCAGUAACAGGGCAGUGUUCUUGUCGGCGUGGAAUUGGAGGCCUCCACUGUGAUGAGUGUAGAGAUGGCUUCUAUGGACACAGUGGCAUGGGUUGCAGAGAGUGUGAGUGCUAUGGGCCGGGGACCAGCAGAACCAAUCUAUGUGAUCAGCAGACUGGCCAGUGCAACUGUCGACCCAAUGUUGUUGGACACAAGUGUGACAGGUGUCAGGUUGGUUACUGGGGCAUUGAGUCGAGGACUGGGUGCGUGGCUUGUAGCUGUCACAACGUGGGCUCCACCAGCCCCCAGUGUGACGUGAACACUGGACAGUGUCCAUGUCGUGUGAACGUCGGCAGUCAGCAGUGUGACCGGUGUCUGCCGGGAUAUUACGGGAUGUCAUAUGGAGGAUGUCGGAGGUGUGAGCCAUGUAAUGAGCCAGGUCAUAUCUGUGACCAGAAGACUGGUAAAUGUGUGUGUCCGCCCAACACUCGCGGCCCUCGGUGUGAGGAGUGUAUUGACACAGCGUGGAACUACACCAGUGAAGGAUGCAAGGUGAAUGUGAAAGGGCCUUCCUGUUCCGAGUGCAGAAGGAACUCAUUCAGCCUGGACCCUGAGAACCCUAAAGGGUGUACAGAGUGCUACUGCUACAAAAGGUCGCGAGACUGCUUUCAGGCCCGUUACGUGUGGCACACUAUGACCAUUCCGAUUCAAAGGGUUGCAAUUGGACCAGUUUCCACAAUAUCUGCGAUCUACAAACACAUAUACCAAGUGAUACCAACAGGAGCCAGAAGGGUUUCAGUGGUAGCGACAUCAGCCAAGCAACCACUUUAUUGGGAUUUGCCAAAUACCACACACGGUGAUAUGACCCUCUCCUACAAUGGCCAGCUGGACUUCUUGCACUACUUUGAGGGUGAAGACUUUGCUGGGUUGUCAAGUCAAGACAGAAAGCUGCCCUUGGUGUUGCUUAUUGGCAAUGGUUUCAUCAUUGCUUACGGACACAACAUUAGCCUUGAAUCCAAGCAUCCUCAGGCUUUGUCUGUGAAGCUCCAUGAGGGUUUCUGGAGAAUUCCUGGUCGCACAAGUCCUAUAAGCCGAGGUUUGAUGAUGGUGGUUUUACAGAACGUGCAGUCUAUUCUUGUGCGAGCCACAAACACAGGACAUGCCACUUAUGCAGAGUUAGGCCCUAUCAGUCUUCAGGUGGCUGAACCGCUGUCGCCAAACGGAACAGGUGAUGUUGCCAUGGGAAUAGAGCAGUGUGUUUGUCCACCUCGGUACAGUGGACUCUCUUGUCAGAAUCCAGCCCCUGGCUACUACAGGGAGAGGCGGAAUGAUACGACUGACAUCACAACACCAGAGCGAGCUAUCGGCGGAGUUCGGCCGUGUCAGUGCUAUGAUCAUUCCAGCGACUGUCACUCAGAAACUGGCAUAUGUCAGAACUGUCAGCACAACACAACAGGCGUGCACUGUGAGCAGUGUCUGCCCGGGUAUUUUGGUGUAGCCACGCGCGGCUCUCCCUGGGACUGUGCUCCCUGCCAGUGUCCACGUACUGAACCGUCUAACAAUUUUAGCCCGACCUGUGUGGAUAUGCGUGGUGUCCUGGUCUGUACGAACUGUUCUGAGGGUUAUGCUGGUCGAAGAUGUGAGAGAUGUGCUCCUGGUUACUGGGGCAACCCAUUGGAGGUUGGGAACACGUGCAAGCCAUGUGACUGCAACAAGGAAGGUUCUACUGACGAGAACUGUGACGUGCACACCGGCCGCUGCGACUGUCUGCCGGGUAUUCAGGGCUUGAAGUGUGAUGCCUGCGGCCCCGGACAUGCCGUCCUGAAUGGCUCCUGCAUCUCUUGCUACGAUGGCUGCACUGGUAUUCUGCUGGAGGACUUGACUAACAUGAAUGCCUCAGUUAUAAAUCUCAACAUCACCGCCCCUCUUCCCUGGAGACCACUCAGAUAUUUACACAACCAAACUAUUGAAUUAUGGGAAAGAAUGAAUUCUUCCAAGGGAGCUCGUAGUGGUGAUUUAGCCGACUUCAGGAAUGAAACCAAUUUCCUACAAGAAGUGGCUGAAAGGCUCAUCAAGAGGUCUGAAGAGACAACCGCAUUGGUAGAUGUACUGGAUCGAAAUGCAACAGUUCUGUUUAAAAAUUCUACUGACUUGGAAGAUGAAAUUGUCAAACUGUUUGCGGAUAUAAAAGAUGACACUGAGAAACUGGAGAGUCUUGUUGAGAAAUUGUUUUACAAUCAGUCAGGAGUUAACAUCACAGCAGCAUUCCAGGAGGCUAAACACAUACUGGAUGAAAUUCUCGGCAGAGAUUUCUCACCCAUAGAUGCAGAAAUUUAUAAUGAAAACAGGUUGGCUGAGAAACUGUCAGAGAGAAUACAAAAGCUUUGGAUGAUGAACUUGAACACAAGUGGGGUGAUAGCCAAACUUGCUGAUGCUCAAAAGAGACUUCAAGACUUGCACGAUUUAGCUAAAACUGCCAAAGAAAAGUCGGAACAAGUAAUCAGUGAGGAGGUUCUGAAAUAUGGUGCAAAGUUGGCUAUCGUUGAAGAUUUGUUGGCAGAAAUUUCCACAAUCAAGGAAGACACAUCGGAACUCCUGAAAGAUGGGACAUAUUAUAUAUCAGAAGCCAGGGAUCUCCUCGACAGACUUCUGGAAAAUCUUCUGACAAUAGGACGAGAAUAUUCUACCCUUGAAGCAGUAACUGACAGACUGAUGGCCAUAUUUAAUGACAUGCAGAGAAAACUGCCGAGGUCGAAGCAGUUAACUAAGGACGCGUGGAGACAUGCUAGGGAGCUGCAGAAAUACGCUCAAGAUUUAGACGCUCUGUUUGUGAAGACACGGGCCGAUGCAGAAGCACCUAUAAAAGCAGCAAAGGUUUACCAGAAUAUUGUCGAUGCCAUCAAUCAAGCUGAAAAGGCUGCCAAGAAUGCAUUGAAAACUUCAAAGGAAUCUGUCAAAAUUGCAAUGAUUGAAACACUGAAGAAUGAAGUGGCAAAUUCCAUCAGUAGAAGCCGAGAAUUGAUGCGCAAAGCUAAUCACACAAUGGAACAGGGGGUUGGAGGUCUCAGUGCUGACCUGGUGUUCCUGGAGGGAGACCUCAAUGCUGUAAUGAUGCAGCAGACUGAUUCCAGAAACAUGCUCAACAUGAUCAAUGCAGACCUGGACCGCCUACCAACAGAUUUGAGUAGUAAAAUUGAUCAUGUUCUGAACCGUGUGUAUUUGGUUAGUGAAAGAGCUAGCAAUGUUUCUCUUGGUGUUGAGAGCAUCAUAGACAAGGUCCACGACCUGCAACCAAAGAUUGAGGACAUCAAACGCUUUGACCUUGACUCCAUGAUCUACCAGAUCAGAGACUCCACUAACAAGGCUAGAGACAACAUGGAACUUCUGAAGAACAUAACGGCAGAACUGGAUGCUGACCAUAAACUGGCUCAGGCCUAUCGUCUGCAGUCAGGUUUGACAAGGAACCUGGCUGAACUCAAAGAAAGAAUUAAAGUGUCUAGAGAACUGGCUAACAAUAUGAAACUGUCACUGAAGGGUGAUGGCAAGUGUGCUCGAUCCUAUCGCCCUGUCAGUCAGCCGAGUGUCACCAACAUGAUCAGCUUUGGUUUUAAACUGAACAAGUCACAGGAUAACAUGCUGUUCAUUCUGGCACAGAAGUCACCAAAGGAAUAUCUUGCUGUUGAGUUGCGGAACAAUCAGGUUCGCUUCACCUGGAAUGUCGGUGGUGGUAUGGGGGAGAUAGUCCAUGACCAGGAAAUCAAAGUUGCUCUACCUGAUGAUCCCGAGGGACUGAAGUGGUACAGGGUGAUUGCAAAGAGGAUUGCUCGUAUUGGUCUUCUUAAAGUCUGGCCCAUAAUAAUAUCGGAGAGUACUGCUAAAGAGCAGAGUGGAACCUCGCCUGUUGGAUAUUCUGUGAUGAAAUUUGAUGAAAAUUCAGAUCUUUUCUUUGGGGGAGUAAAUGCAGACUAUUCUGUGCCUCCAUCAGUGAGUUCCAAAAACCUCACCGGGUGUAUGGGAGCAGUGGUGAUUGAUGGGAAUGGUGUUGGUACGUUUCACUUCAAGGAAUCAGCCCCAUCGUGUAAAGCUUGUAGCGAUGUACCAAGAGUGCCAGUCAGCUCCAAUGAAUAUCACUUUGAUGGGAAGGGCUAUUCUAAAAUGCCAAGGGCAUCUAGGUUUCGCAGUGAGCGCAUCAACAUUGCAUUUGAAUUCAAGACCUACUGGGAAAAUGCUUUGUUUUACUUUUCUGGUAACCCUGAAAUGGGAGAUUUUAUUUCUGUUGAAUUACGAGAAGGAAAAGUGGUCUUCCAAUUUUAUACUGGCGGCGUGAGUCUAGGAAGAGGUGAAACCAAAAACACAUACAACACAAACAAGUGGGUCAAAGUCCAGAUCGAUAGAAGAAAUUAUAAAGCACUGCUGAAGGUAGACAAUGUGGAGUCUGUGCUGAUAGAGGCACCACCUGGUAACAAAGAUCUGAACUUGAAGUCAAACCCUAUGUACUUUGGUGGUAUUCCCGACAGUCUGGACCUCACACCAUACAAACGAUUAUUGGCAGAAGAAAAUGUCAGGACCGACAUUGAGAGAACCAACUUCCUGGGCUGCAUGCGGAGUGUGGGCGUAGGAGGCUUCAGCUCAACUCUUCAGGAUCUCUUUUCUGGGAACUAUGUCGGAAUGACCCCCGGCUGUAAAGACACUGGCAUUCGUAAAGCUGGUUUUUAUGGUGAUGGAUUUACCACUUUUAAAGGAGAAAACAUGCCAAAGAAUAGUGGUGAUGUCUCAUUAUCUUUUGUGACAAAACAAAGUGAUGCUUUGCUGCUUCUAGCCAACAGUGUUGACCAAAGUAACUACUAUUCAUUAUCUUUGGUGGACGGACAUAUAGAAGGACAUUUUUCAGCGGGAGGGAAACCUGUAAUUCUGACGGCACCAGGGAAGUGGAAUGAUGGGAAAGUACACAACAUUGCUGUCGUUAAAAUCAACAAAAAAUUAGAAAUGCUGGUUGAUGACAGGAAGAUGGCUCACGGUCAGCUAUAUCGAGCUAUAGACCUCAAACAGAAUGGUCAGAUGUACGUGGGAGGGGUUCCGCGAGGGCUGGAUAUCUCUUCAAUGGUUGCCUCCGAUCAACCACUCAAAGGUUGUGUCAGCGACAUCGUUAUCAAUGGAAAAUUGUUGAACAUGAACCUGCCAGUGCAGUAUGAACGAGCCGACAUCGGCCGAUGCGUCUACAAUAUCAAUGGAGCCGGGGAGUUCAACGGCACAUCCCCACUGCUGCCGUUCCCCAUCAUUCCUGGAACCUCUUUCCCCCUCAAAGCUGCCUCUACAACGUCUUUGUAUUUUACCACAACCACCACUACACCAGCUACAACCACAGCAAGAGCCACCACGGCACGUCCAAUUAGGGUCACUGAAGCAACCACAACACCAACCACUACCUCACCUACUAGGGUGCCAAAGAAGGUUACCACAGAGUUGACUGGAGGUGGGACCGAGGGCCCCAGUACUUGCAUCAUGUCAAACCCUGACGUUAAAGAAAAGAAUGCAAUGACGUUCGGAAAUAGUGAUUCCAGUUAUGCAGAGAUUAAGAUAAAGAAGAAAGAGGUUUCUAAGAACUUCAGCAUCACCUUUCAGUUCCGAACAUUCUACCCAAAUGGAAUGUUUUUCUUGUUGACUAAUUAUGAGCAAUCGGAUUUCUUCGCUGCACAGUUGAAAAAUGGAAAUGUUGAGGUUACAUUUGACAAUCAAGGAUUUCAACAGACCAUUGUCUCCAGUGGUAACUAUGCUGAUGGAUUGUGGCACUCGGUGAGUGUGAACAAAGGAAGUAAGAAUAUCCACCUAUCUGUGGAAAACCAGAAACGUCUCCGUGCCAAAAUCAAGAGACGGCUUAAUGUAGCAACACCCAUGUACGUUGGUGGAGUGCCUGACCCAGAGACUCUGAAAGCAGACCUGGUUACUCAUAGUGUUCGGGGAUGCAUUCGGAACUUCUUCAUCAACAAGGAGUACAUAGAUUUUGCUGACAUUAGGACUGUCCGGGGCGUGUUUCUCUGCAGCAAGGACGUAGAACCAGGAGCAGGUUUUGCAGGAAUCUCAUGGGGAAUAUUUGCUCAUCAGUUUGAGGUUGGAGAAAAUCUAAAGGUUAGCCUUGAGUUCCGUACAUCGAAACAAAAUGGUAUUAUACUAACAGUCAGCAGUGACGGAGGCCAAGUGGGCAUGACGUUAGAACUGUACAACGGACGGGUUCAGUUUAGUCUUAAAAACGAGGAAGGGGUGCAGCCGUUUACAGCUCGUUCUUCCAACCAGAACUUAUAUGUAGCAUGUGAUAAGACGUGGCAUACGGUUAAAGCCCAGGUGUUGCGGAACGUUAUUAGUGUACAGCUAGACAACAUGUCGGAGGUGUUUGUACCGAGUCCCGGCAACGUACGCAAGACCAAAACCAACAGUCCACUCUUUAUAGGAGGCUACCCAUCCAGCUUUGCUCCUCAGGGUGCCGCUUCCUCCAAUGUAGGGUUCGAGGGAUGUAUGCGCAAUCUCAGCAUCAAUGGAACAGUGGUGGACUGGUACCAGCUGGUGGAUAUCAGUGCAAUCCAGAGAACUGCGUGUCCUUCUUUCUAACGUGUGUGCACAAAACCUCAAUAAUUUACAAUGUAGACUCUUACUGAUAGUUAAUUCAAAUAUAUCACUGGUUAGUCAUGAGUAACUAUGCCAAAUCAAAUAUCUGUAAAUUCAAAUAUAUCACUGAUGUGACUAUGCAAAAUCAAAUAUCAGUGGUUAAUCAUGAGUAACUAUGCAAAACCUGAUUGGUUUAUCAUACAAACCAUCAUUAAUUAGCCAUUCAAACCUCAUUGGUUAAUCAUCUCUGUAUACUCUUGCUCAUUGGCUAGCUAUCUUCAGCUAUCUUCAUUACAGAGAUACAAGUUUUGAUUGGCCAACUGGAAUUUUGUGAUAUGCAAAUGAAACACAACUACAUCAAGCUGUUUGCAAUCAUGACUAUUGUUAACACUGUUUUGCAACUUGAUAUUUGAUGGUAUCUUUUUCUUCAUUAAUCAAUCUGUAUGUGAAUAUACUAGUAUCUAUUUAUUCUUAUCCUACAUAAACUGAAUUAAUGUGAUGGCUGAAUUUUAACUUGCAGAACUUAUAAGUGAAAGCCAUUGUGAAAGUUGUGUAUUUUGUAGUUAUUCAAGAAUUGUAUAUAUUAUAUAUUCAUGGCUCUUCCUGUGCUGUUACAUGAUGGUAUAUACAUGUAACUAUUUAAUAACUGUUGUCUGUUUCAUUUAAUCAUUUGUAAUAUAUUUAGGUCUUUUUGUAUUUAUUAAAACAUUUCGUCUACAUCAGUUUAUCACAACAAUCACUGUACAAUGUGAAAGAGAGAAAGAUUUUCAUGGUAGAAAUUCACUCUACAAUUUUCACCCUUGUCAUUUUGCCAUAAGAGGGUUUGUUUUUACAGUUCUGAAAAUGUUCUCAAGUGUAUAUAAUGGAGAAUGUACUCAUGAAAAAUAAUUCACAAUCCCUGUAUGGGCGAGUUGAUUUUUUUUUUUAAUCUACACUUCCAAGUGCAUCUCCAACUUAAUCCAUUAUUCAUUAAAACAAAUUACGUGACUGCUAAAUAAACUACUAUUUUAUCUUUUUAAAUCAAAAUAUUGGUUAAAAUAGCAAAGAAUAUUUACAGAACUAACAACCCAAAACCAUAGGAUCCUUUCGGACGUAACCUGAUCUAUUCGAUCACAAAAACAUCAGCAGUGCAUAGUUGGCAUUGAGUGUGAUGCACAUGCUAAACAUGUAACCUCCGAUUUCCAAUUUCGAUUCCAACAAUCUUCGCUGUGUUCCACCAGAAUACCUUACUAUCACUAGUAUCAGGUUUAGGAGGCUUAUUUACAUGUUUAUUUGAUGAUAUAGAUGUUUGGCCUCGUGGGCUAAAACGUUGUACUUGUUUACAAUGAAUAAGUUCUGUUAGUAGUGGGUUCGAAUCGCUGAUCUGAAUGUAUAAAAAGUUCAAAUUGCACUGUUUCGCACCUGUUGAUUCUUGAAAAAUAAUCUACACCUAGAACAAUGGUGUGACAUCACAGGUAUGGAUUAACAAAGAAUAUUACUUUUUUCAUAGCUUCUCAUCUCCUAAAAGUGUGCAUCAAAAAUAUUGAUUUUUACAGACUAUUAUUUUCGUUUUAAAAGCAUAAGCUGUCAUUAAGCUCCUCCAAGCUUAUGGCUUGUGACCUUGUGAAAAUGUUGUUGACUGUAAAUGCCCCACUAUUUGUGACUAUUAAAUAGGAACACUUUUGUGAAGUACUGUUUAACAAUAAUUAAAUAAUUUUGGGCUGCAAUCCCAGGUUUUCAAACUUACUGGUUAGUAAUAUUUUUCUUCAGUUUCUAAGGUUUUUCCUAUUAGAAAAUUGCACUAAGUAAAUCUUUGAAAUUUCUGUUUUUUUGUAUAUAUUGCAUAAAUGAAAAAAGGCUGUAGAUAGUACAGAUAAUUGUAUAUAGUGUACAAUCAUUUCAUAGACAUUGAAACAUCGAAGUGCAAAUAUUUUAUUACCAGUUGUUAUUACGUUCUUUAUGUUGUGGUUAUUUACUCAGUUCAUGUUGAUCUGCUUAAUAACAUGGGAGAUAACUUUAUAUCUCCUGCCCAGGUUCGCACAGCAAUGUGACCAUUGGCUUUUUUUAUGGUUGACACAUGGACAAUGUUAUUUGUUCUUUUGUAAUCUCAUUGGUGCAAGCAUAAAUAAGGUUUUAAAAAAUGAUUAAAAAUUCUUUUUUAAUGUUAUAAAUAUUAUUGUUGGAAUAAAAAUAUAUUCUUUUAGAGUAUUAUACAAACAGAAGGUAUCAAAACAGUUGCAAAUAUUUGGAUUUUAAAACAUGUACUAGUUCUUAAUUUUCUGUAUUUACUGUACAAUAUUAUAUUAUACUGCUGAAUAAGAAACUGUUUCAAGGUUACACUUUUGAAUAUGCAUAACAUGAAACAAUUAAAACCCAUGUGUUUUCACUAUUUUAUAUUUUAAUAUUAAAAUAAUAAUAAUAAUUAAAAUGUCACGUGGCUCGCAUAUCAGAUGCAUUUUUAAAUUCUUGGUUUAUUAAAUUUUAGACAUAUAUUUCCAUAAGGGUGUAUUCCUGAUAGUUUCAUUUUAACCCAGUAUAGAUUUUUUUAAUGUGAAUACAAAUUGCAGCCAACACAUUUUGUGUAUAUUCAGAAAUAUGUUACUUUUGUGCAUAAUAUCAUUACUGUUGUCAUAUUUAAUUACUAUAUUUAUUUUACUGACAUUGUAUUAAUCAUAUUGUGUUCCUAAUUUUUGCAGUGAUUGACUUUUAAUAAUACCAGUUGAUUAUUAUAAAACUGACACUUUAAACCUUUACUCAUUAUUAUAUGACUUAAAGAAUGAAUCGUUUUAGUAAGUUUGAUGAUUUUACUAGUUCAAGCAAUUUUAUUUCUUUUUCAUAUCGAAUCUCAGCUAUAUCGUAUUAUCAAUGUGAUUUCUCUUUUGACACCCUAUCAGGUUUUUUGUUUAAGUUAUUUUACACCAUUUAAUGUAAAUCAUGACAUCUUCUGAAACUUUAAAUCAUUAUUACAGUUGUCAAAGUUUGAUUCUCCAUAUAUAUAUAUAUAUAUAUAAAAUUUUGUGUUAAAAAAGGAUGUAAACUGUGGAAACUAAGCAGUAACAUCUAAACAUAAACCAACUUAGUGUUACUGUUUAAACUUUUGUUUUACUGGAAGCUGAUCAAAUGUUCUGAAUAACUUAAAUAUUGAUCACUAUUCAAUCAAAAAGAGUUCAAUUUGAAAACUCAGAUGAAAACAUUGAUUUAUUAUUAAUUUAUGUCAAAUAACUUAACAGAAGUAAUUUUAUAACCAACAUAAAAAUCACAGCAUUCAUUUUAUAAACGUUACAACAUGAAAAUCAUAAUAUCAGCAGUACUAUAAAAGUUGAGCAUAUCCAUUCAAAAGUCAAAAUUAAAAUUAGUUUUUGUUAAAUUGUUUUGGUUGAGUUUAGUUUUUCUAAUUUAAAUAUUAAAAUGAUUUUUUUUCCAAAAUGUUUAGGUGUAUUAGCUAAUACAAAUGACAAAAAUACCCACACAUUUAUCAGAUGUGUAGUACCAGUAUGUAAUAUGCUUCAUAAAUUAAAAAAAACAAUUGAUGUUAACAUUCUUUAUUGGAUGAAAUUCAGGUUAGUUGUAUGAGGACAUAAAAACAAUGUCAUAUCUUUUCUAAUUGAUCAUGUGCCAUGGUGUAAUUUUAUUAUCGAAUCAAGUGCUUCUUGUUAUAUGUUGUCUGUAAAUGUACUUUUGUUUCUCAUUUACUACUGCAAGCACUUAUGCUGAAAUAAAUUUGAUCUGUUUUGUGUUUAUUUUAUGAUUAUUUUACUGUAUUUAUAGCAUGGCAUUGCCAGCAACUCAAAAGACAUCUUAAGAGUCAUAGUGAAGGUUAUAUUUAUUUAUUAUCUUCUCAUCUAGUACCUAUAUUUAAAAUUCUGACCCUAAUGAUACUCAAUGAUUCUUAUAUAUUUUAAACCAAGAUUACUUUUCGACCAUUUACUGAAUUAUGGAGUUGAAAAUGAAGGUUACUUUUCACAACUAAAACCUUUAAUAUUAAAUGCACAUAUUAUUGUUUCCAAUGUUUUCAAUGCUAGGUACUACUUAAACAUUGGAGUUUGAUCUUGUGGCUGUACAAUAGGGCUCAAAAUCAUGAAUACACCUGAAUGUCGUGGUUCAUGUACUGUGAAAAUACACUGCAGGGUUAUUCAACAUCAGCUGCAUAUGAUUUGUGUUCAUAACAAAUACUGAACUUUGACCUCAGAGGCUCCAUUUUGAACCAUGGCCAUUUGAUGUGUAUUUGAAGGGUGGGGAGGAUUACACUGAAAUUGCUGUGUACUAUAAACAAAACUUUUUCUCAAAAUAGACUACCGUAUUUCCUCUAAAAUUAUGACACCUCCAAAAUUUAGACCGUUAUUUUUCAAUGCCAAACUAUUUAUAAAAUGUCCUUGGUGAUUCUUGCAACAGGAGUCUAAAACCACAUUCUGGGGAUCGUGACAUGGUCAUUUUCAAACAUUCUUUGUCCAUUGCAUGACAUUAUGGAACUUGAUGUAGAAUGUCUUUGAAUGGUGCUUGCUGGUCAGGUUUCAGAUACAUUUACAUUUUGUUUAUUGGUUAUUUAUCUGAUGUUCAUUUUAACAGUAAGUUAUUGUGCCCCUGUCUUGUCAUUGAUGCUAUCAUUAUGUUAGCUAUCAGUCAUGCCAUUUUAUUAGUAUUUUUAAUUUCUACAAAUGUUUAUAAAUUACCUGUAAUUCAAAAGUAGGUACAUUUUAUUAUGUUGCCUACUUUUUAUUUACUUAUUACAUGUUAGUGAGAACUGGAAUAGUAGCUGCCUGCAAGCAUAAUAAAGAUAUACUUUCGCUUUCUGUUGUAUGUUUACCUGUAGUUUACAUCAUGUACAGCAUAUUACUACUUGUAGCUUUAUUUUUAACAAGAUAUACUUUAUUCCCAUUCAUUGAUGUGUUCAUCAUUUUAUUCACUGUUAGUGAAUGUUGUAUUCAAUGUUUAUAAAAAUGUUAAUUAAAUUGUAUAAACUUGAAAAA